AUGUCCUCAUUUUCCAGACUCGUUCGCUUCCUUGCCCGGGAUGGCAAGACCUACUACGGCGAUGCCAUUCUUCCCAGUGGCGUCACUGAUAUCGCCAAGGCGAGGCAGGCCAGGAUCGUGACGGGCGAUAUCUUUGGAAGACACGAUGUCACAGAAAACGUCGCCGACAUCCGGCUUCUGCUGUCUCCCCUUGCGCCCGAGCACGUAAAGACUGUACGCUGCCUCGGCCUCAACUAUGCCAACCACGCCAAGGAGUCAAACAUGGCAAUUCCCAAGUUCCCUGUUCUCUUCUACAAGCCGGUGACCUCUCUGGCCGGACCGACUGACCCCGUUCCUGUGCACCCGAUCGCUCAGACCGGCAGCACGCUGGACUACGAGUGCGAACUGGUCAUUGUCAUCGGCAAGACCGCCGCGGACGUCUCCGAGGACGAUGCCCUCAACUAUGUUCUCGGCUAUGCCGUGGGCAACGAUGUGUCACACCGCGAGUGGCAAAUCCAGCGUGGCGCCGGGCAGUGGUCUCUCGGCAAAGGCUUUGACGGCUGGGCGCCUUUCGGGCCUGGCAUUGUGACCAACAAGGUCGUCAAGGACCCUCAGAACCUCAAGAUCUUUACCAAGGUCAACGGGGAGACCGUUCAGAACAACAACACCAAGGACAUGAUUUUCGGCAUCAAGAAGACAAUUUCCUUCUUGAGCCAGGGCACUACGCUGCUGCCGGGAGAUGUCAUCUUCACCGGAACUCCCGAGGGUGUUGGCAUGGGUCGCAAGCCUCAGUUGUGGCUCAAGGAUGGAGACGUCGUCGAGGUUGGCCUUGAGAACGUGGGCUCUUGCAUCAACAAGAUCGAGUUCAGCAAGGUCAAGUCAAAGAUCUAG
Molecule: messenger RNA, 870 nt
Organism: Colletotrichum phormii
Lineage: Eukaryota; Fungi; Ascomycota; Sordariomycetes; Glomerellales; Glomerellaceae
Product: fumarylacetoacetate hydrolase
Exons: 6
Coding region: 1-870 (289 amino acids)
Molecular function (GO): acetylpyruvate hydrolase activity
Source: RefSeq, a predicted model, not a curated record